UACCCACAUUCCUUUUUCUUCUGGCUUCCCGUAUUUCCUAAGGUUGUCUUUGAAAAUCUGUGCUCAGUUUUUGACUUCUUCUUGUUCUCUAGCUUGAUUUCUUCUGGGUUUUCAAGAAAAAUAGUAUUUUUUUGGUGCCACUCAAUUAUAUAGCUACAGUAACUUUAUUUCAGCUACAAAGUCACUCUCUUUGCAUCCUUAUCACCAGUUCUAGUUCUCAUCUUGUAAAAAAGUUUCUUUACCUUCAAGAAUUUGUAAAGCCAUUUCUUUUUAGUUCCAGGUACUUUGAGUGUGGUUAUUACUCUGAGACAUAAACUUUGAUUUGUUUUCUUCUUUUAUUUAAGGUGUUUCUGGUUGUCAAGGUUGAGGUUUUCAUGUGGGUCAGUCAAAGUUGAUUAUGUUGGGUUAAAUAGCUGAUCUCAUGCUAACAAAGUUAGUGAUGAUAGCUUCUUCUUGUCCUUGUUUUAAGGUGUAAAAAAAUUGUCUCCCUUGUUGUCUUUAUAUGGGUCAGUCAUAAAUUUUGUCGAGGUCAUUGGAGAUAGAUUUUCUUUUUCUUGUCUAUUUUUAAGAAAUAACUUAAGUCAUUGUGAUAAAUUUUAGUUAUUUAUGGAUUUUGUGCAUAAGAGUAUAUUUAGAUUUUAGCUUCAUCCAUUACCUAUAAAGAAAAAGAGAGAGUAAAAAAAGAUUUGCUUCAUUUGUGCUUUAGUUGGAGCAUUGUACGGCCAAAAAAGGUUCUUCGUGUUUCAAAUUCUGCAUUUUUUUGGAAAAAGGUUUGAGUGGUUGAUUGCUUUGUUGGGCUAAGAAAUGUUCAUUUCCACUGAGGAAAAACAGAUCCCAUUACCUUCAGAAAAGGUAAUGGAGUCCUUGAAAUCAUCCCCAGUGGGAUCAAACCAAGAUUCCCAUGAUGGGUUCUCACCAGUUUCUGAAUUGCACGAUUCACCAUCCAUUCCUGUCAUCUGUACCGAUGUCAAUGUUGUCCCUGAGCAAGAAAAGCAUGAGCUUGAGCAGUCAAUACUGAAUCUAGAAGGGGAAGUUGCACGGUUGAGGCUGAAGGGGAAAUCAUUGGCUGAGAAACGGAGAGAAGCGUUGAAUAAGAUAUUAGAUAUCAAAGGUAGCGUUCGGGUAUUUUGUCGAGUUCGACCGAUGCUUUUGACAGACAAGAAAAGAAUUCAUGAACCCAUUUCAGCUGGAUCGGAGAAGAUUGUGGUUAAGUUGGCUGGAACAAGGAAAGAAUUCGAAUUUGAUAAAGUGUUUCAACAAGAAACAAGCCAAGAGGAUGUUUUUGCUGAGGUGGAACCAAUCCUCAAAUCUGCACUUGAUGGACAUAAUGUGUGUGUUUUCGCCUACGGUCAAACUGGCACAGGGAAGACAUUUACCAUGGAUGGCACAGAUGAGAAACCAGGAAUUCUUCCUCGAGCUCUGAAUGAGCUCUUCCAUCAAGCCUCUUUUGAUAACUCGUAUUCUUUAUCAUUUUCGAUGAGCAUGUUGGAGGUUUACAUGGGUCAUGUUCGAGAUCUGCUGGCUCCAAAACCACUCUAUAGAGCAUAUGAAGCUCUAACAAGAUGCAACCUCAACAUUCAAACAGAUUCAAAGGGAUCGGUGGAAAUUGAGGGUCUCACGGAUGUUCCAAUUCCAGAUAUUGCAAAGGCCAGAUGGUGGUAUACUAAGGGGAGACGUGUGAGAUCCACUGCUUGGACUAAUGUGAAUGAGGCAUCUAGCAGGUCACACUGCUUAACGAGGAUCACCAUUUAUCGACGUGGGGAUGCUUCGGAAGCUAAAGCACCAGUAAGCAAACUGUGGAUGGUUGAUCUAGGAGGAAGCGAGCGCUUAUUGAAAACAGGAGCCACUGGACUAACACUUGAUGAAGGAAGAGCCAUAAAUCUUUCUCUUUCAGCUUUAGGUGAUGUUAUUGCAGCUUUGAGGAAGAGGAAGGCACAUGUUCCUUACAGAAAUAGCAAGCUAACUCAACUUCUCAAGGAUUCCUUAGGUGAUCACUCGAAAGUUUUAAUGCUUGUGCAUGUAAGUCCGUGUGAAACUGAUGUUGCAGAGACCAUCUGCUCUUUGAGCUUUGCUAAGAGAGCAAGAGGAAUAGAGUCCAAUAGAGAACUUCCAGAGGAAUUGAAAAGGCAAAGAGAAAAAAAGAUCAUUUUGCUUGAAGAAGACAUAAGAGAAGCUGAAGAAGAAUGCCAGAAAGUUAGGAAUCAAAUACACAAGGCUGAAAUUCUGUUGAGUGAAAACAAAGGGCUAUUCUCAACUACUUAUGGUCUUCUUGAAGAAGAAGCCAAGAUCCCCAUAAGCCCCAAAGUAGAUUUGAAAGAAGCUAUUGGAAUACCUCAAACAACCAAGAAAAAUAUUAAACGAAAUCGUUCCAAGUCUCAGCCUCGUUUCAUGACUUCCACUGCGGCCAGUCGUGAAAGGCACAGUGCUGUAGAAAAAGAGAUUGUUGGAAGAGCAAGAAGUUUUAGAUCAGUGACAAGAAGUUCAAACCAGUUUUCACCUUCCCAAUCACUUAGUUAUUCAGAACCUCGUUUCAGGGCAAUUUUACAAAGCUCAAGUAGAAAAUCUCGAUAUGCUGAGACAAAAACUCUCCCUGGAGACAGUCCCAAAUGCAAUGGCUCAGAUUUGAAGGUGGACUCCUUGCCAAGAAAUAAGAUUGUCACUUCAUCAGAUCCAAAUUUGAGAGUUACAAUUUGUCGUCAUAGAAGAAGGAUGUCUGAUCUAAUCUAAGCAUGACAAUGACAAAUGAGUGUUUACUGAUCUUCUAAUGUUAUAACUUAUAAUUGUAUAAUGUGUGCAUGUGUGUAUUGUUUUUGGUUCACAUUCUUUUAUGUGGGAAAGUUUAUAGUGGGUGGUGAUGUGUGUUACAUAUGGUAAUAGGUUGGUUUUCUGGGGCUUGCUGCGUUUGGAUCUCUAAGUUAUUUGUUUUUGUGAUCCUUGUAAUCUGGUUGAGUCCUGUUAAUUAUUUGUUAACAUGAUUUUGUAGCCCUUAUAGGGCAAGUAAACUUUGUUCGAAGUUUGUUAACAUAAUUGUAUGGAAAUGACUUUUGACAUA
Quercus robur (English oak) is the source of this 3052-nucleotide messenger RNA. Its product is annotated as kinesin-like protein KIN-14U. The transcript has 10 exons. Gene Ontology annotation, molecular function: microtubule binding; microtubule motor activity; ATP binding. NCBI's taxonomy places the organism in Eukaryota, Viridiplantae, Streptophyta, Magnoliopsida, Fagales, Fagaceae. The record is from RefSeq and is a predicted model, not a curated record. Gene Ontology annotation, biological process: microtubule-based movement. The coding region runs from base 805 to 2727 and encodes 640 amino acids.